AUGGCUCGCACGAAGGCAAGAGUCGUUCAAAUGGAUCCAAGACAACGAUUUGCGGUAUUCAAAAGUGCCUUCAGGAGAAGGUACAGCUCAAAGAAUGAAGAGAAUAAACGCUUUGAGAUCUUCCAGAGGAACUUGGUCACUAUCGAUAAACUCAAUGCUCAAAAGAAAGGAAGUGCCGUUUUUGGUGUCAACAUCUUCGCUGAUUAUACGCAGGAAGAGUACAUGAGAACGAGGGGCGGCAAGCCGCCCAGGUCCCAAUCAUUGACCCCACGAAUGUUUACCCCUCGCGGACGCAAAAGGAGCAACUCAGCGCCACCACCUGGACGCACCAACUCCAGGGAGCCUCGUUUCCCGGAGCGCGGGGGGUCAGUGCCGCCCCCCUACACCAUCGGCCGAGACCGCCCCGAUCCCCCUCUCAAGGACUGGCGAGUUCCUGCUCACCUGUACCCACCGACCCAACCGCAAGUACGCAACAACCUACAUUCCCGUCUUAUCAAAUAA
Bemisia tabaci is the source of this 501-nucleotide messenger RNA. Lineage: Eukaryota; Metazoa; Arthropoda; Insecta; Hemiptera; Aleyrodidae. The record is from RefSeq and is a predicted model, not a curated record.